Gavialis gangeticus (Gharial) is the source of this 531-nucleotide messenger RNA. RefSeq names its product N-acetyltransferase domain containing 1 (gene NATD1). NCBI's taxonomy places the organism in Eukaryota, Metazoa, Chordata, Crocodylia, Gavialidae. The transcript has 4 exons. The record is from RefSeq and is a predicted model, not a curated record. The coding region runs from base 1 to 411 and encodes 136 amino acids.
AUGCAGGUCACUGGAAUGGAUUUACGAAAACGCGGGUUACAGACUGAUGCCAGCAGGGACGAGGCCGAUGUCCCUGAAAAUAAAGGAGCUGCUUUUUUACCUGCUGACCACACAUGCAAGGGUCUAACUUGGCCGUCCAAAACUGUUCACUUGAGCUCUUGUGUGUUUUUGACAGGUUGCCACGACAAGGCAGUGCUGCUCUAUGAGUACGUGGGGAAGAGGAUAGUGGACUUGCAACACACGGAGGUCCCUGAUGCUUACCGAGGAAGAGGAAUAGCCAAACACCUGGCCAAGGCAGCCUUGGAUUUUGUGGUGGAAGAGGACCUGAAAGCUCAUCUGACGUGCUGGUACAUUCAGAAGUACGUCAAGGAGAACCCCCUGCCGCAGUAUCUGGAACACUUACAGCCUUAAUGCAGGACGCUGCCGAGCCCAGACUGCUCUCACACCAGCAGGCCCCGUCCCUGACUCUCCAACGCGGCCUUUGCUUCUGCGCGGUCUCAGGAAACCCCCCCCACCCACCCCCACACGCAC